CAGCACUCGUAUGCCCGGUGUCUCAUUGUGUGCUGUUGCUGUUGCUCUGACCCUUCGAGUGUGUUUGCUUCAGCGCGAGAGUAGAUGCAGAGCAAUCCGAACAAGUGAAACGACUGGCUGAGCGAGCGGUGCCAGAUCGACGACGGACAGUUGGCGAGCCGAGAGCGCGCGAGAGAGACGGGGACAGCGAACUGAUAAAUACGCCGCAGUUGUUGAGCAGCGCGAGUGUGGCCUAUAUACCUGCCGUCCUUGGAGCGAGGGGCGUGCGUGUCAGUGUGUGUUUCGGUGCAUUCGCAGACUUCCCAGCAGCUCGUUGUUAGCGUCACUGUUGCGGUGACGCCGUUUCGAGGAGUCGUCGUCGUAACGCACCCACGACGGUGUCGGCGACCUGCGCGGAGAGCGAGUGUGUAGGAAGGGGCGCGAAUGUCCACGGCGGCACCGACCCCCCGCAGCCACCAGUAAUGCCCGUGCCCGCCGCUCGCAACUUGCCCUCGCCCACCGAUCCGCAGUCCUUCUUCCACUACCCGCCGUCGGCCCCGGACAAGCCCUCGCCCUCGCCCGUGGCCGCGCCGCUGGAGAAGGCGAAGGGCCACGAUGACGUGUCGGUGACCACGCUGCCCCCCAGCCCCAUCGUCCACCCGUACACCUCGUGCCCGUCGCCCAUCUUCCAGCUGGAGUUCCCGCACGACCUGGAGUGCCUGACGCCCAGCCCGGACCCGAGUCGGUCCGCCACUCCCGACGGGUUCCGCCACUUCCUGCAGGUGUCUCUCUCCAGGUCUCCCUCCCCAAGCCUCCCCUUCCCUCCCCCGCCGGCCUCCAGGUCCCCGUCGCCUUCCAACCUGGGCCUUCCCUCUCCAGGGGACGUCCACGGCCGGGACUCGGCCUGGUCUCCCUGGUCGUGGGCCAUCAAGCAGCCGCCCCCGGCUGCUGACUGCCAGUCCCCACCCAGCUACGCCCACUCCCAAGGCACCUCCACCUCCACUUCCUGCCGUGCCUCCACUCUCUCCCCCGACACGUCCUUAUCCACCUCCACCUCAGCCUCCAACAACACCUCCAGCAACCCUUACAGAAGCGAGAAUUACACCUCCUCCUACCACACGUGCACCUCGUCGUCCGCCUCGCAGGCCCUCGAGCCCCCUCACUUCUCCUGUGGUUCAGCAUCCUCUAAUCCUCCGUCCAGUCGCUCGGCCUCCACCGACCCCGCCGUGCCAGCGCCUAAGCCCGCGCGCCCGACUUCCAUAUCUCUGAAGCCUUCCGUCACUCUCGGGCACCCGAAGCCUUCCUCCGAUUCCUGCUCGAUCCCCGUCUCCCCGACUGCGGCAGCGGCGACGGCGGAUUCAGGAAGGGUCGAGGUGCUCACCGGGCGGGACCUGCUGCUCGGCAGGUGGUUCGGCUGCGGCCGGACGGCAGGGAUGAUCGGCAUGCUCUUCUCUGCCGUUGGGAACUGCAUGCGGACGGUGGAACCGGCGCAGCGUAACCUCAUCGAUGAACCGGAGCUGGUGCACGAGGCGCGGGAGGACAUGUCGCCCGGUUCUCCCCCCUCUCAGAGGAGCGGCGGGGUGGCGCGCGAGAAGCAGGUAAGCCGCGCCCCGAGGCCCGAGCCCGACGGCGCGCUGCAGGAGCGGGAGGCGUGGGGUAGAAACCGAGACGAGGAUAUAUGCAUCAUUGAAGAAUACUGCGACGUGGAGGAGGAGCUCCCCCAGCACCCGACGCACUCUGUCCCCGGCGUCCACCUCCCCCACGACAACCCGCGCCACGGAACCAACAACAAAAACAAUAACAACAGUAAGAUCAUCAACAACAACAACGCCUCCACGAAGCUGGGGAAGUUCGCUUCGGCUGUGAAGGGCUCUGCCUCGCGGCGCCCCUUGGUGCUGCUCAUCGGGGAGUCGCUCAGGACCGCGCGGGCCAACAAACGCUCCAGGUCCUCCUCAGGUAGGUGCUGA
Penaeus vannamei (Pacific white shrimp) is the source of this 1946-nucleotide messenger RNA. The record is from RefSeq and is a predicted model, not a curated record. Lineage: Eukaryota; Metazoa; Arthropoda; Malacostraca; Decapoda; Penaeidae.